AUGUCUCGAGCAUCGAAAUUCACAUUGGCAGCUACCGGCCUUGCCACAAUGGGAAUUGUCUCCUUUGUCCACUGGGCACAAGAGGCAGAUAGGGCGGCUAUGCACAAAGGUGUCGAGCGCGAUAUGGAAAAGCAACGUGUCCGACUGGAGCGCCAGGCCGAAUUCGAAAUGCAAAAAGCCCUCGAGCAGGAGUACCUGAAGCUCCAGACUGUACACAGUACCACGGACGACUCAAGUACAUCCAGUCAAAAUACGAAUCUGAAGUCAUAA
Molecule: messenger RNA, 270 nt
Organism: Penicillium bovifimosum
Lineage: Eukaryota; Fungi; Ascomycota; Eurotiomycetes; Eurotiales; Aspergillaceae
Product: protein PET117
Exons: 2
Coding region: 1-270 (89 amino acids)
Biological process (GO): mitochondrial respiratory chain complex IV assembly
Cellular component (GO): mitochondrion
Source: RefSeq, a predicted model, not a curated record